This is a messenger RNA of Amborella trichopoda, 1192 nucleotides long. It is a transcript of the gene PFD6, whose product is annotated as prefoldin 6. Gene Ontology annotation, molecular function: protein-folding chaperone binding. Gene Ontology annotation, biological process: chaperone-mediated protein complex assembly; protein folding. Gene Ontology annotation, cellular component: cytoplasm; prefoldin complex. The record is from RefSeq and is a predicted model, not a curated record. Lineage: Eukaryota; Viridiplantae; Streptophyta; Magnoliopsida; Amborellales; Amborellaceae.
GUUUUUGAGGCAUAAACUUUUACCUUUAAAUUUUGUGGUAGAAUGGAUUGUUGGUUCAGCUCGAUGAAGCACUCCAUUGAAGGGCUCCAUUCUCCCUCUGUAGUCUAUUAUACCUAGGCACAUCCUCUUCUAUCUCUCAAAACCCUAAACCAGAUAGCGCAUCGUGACUAUCUCUUUUCCCCUGCUAAACCCUAACCCCUCUCUCUCUCUCUCUCCAAUAAAAACCAUUCUACCUCUCAACUUCGCACAUCCUCAAGCACGUCUCAAAACCCUCACUAUCUCUCUUCUCUGGUAUCAAUCAAUCCAAUGGCGCCAUCUGCCCUCAGAGAGCUCCAGCAUGAGAUCGAGACACAGGCCAACCUUCUCUCCAAGCUUCAAAAAGACACAACUAAGAAUCACCAAGUGAGGAAGCAAUACACCAUUCAACUGGGGGAAAACGAGCUGGUCCUCAAGGAACUGGAUUUAUUGAACGAAAACGCAAACAUUUAUAAGCUGAUUGGGCCGGUGCUCGUGAGGCAAGACCUUGCAGAAGCCAAUGCAAAUGUUAGGAAGCGGAUUGAGUACAUAAGCGCUGAACUGAAGCGAUUAGACGGAACUCUUCAAGGGCUUGAAGAACAACAACAUGAAAAAAGAGAGGCGAUCUUGAAGCUACAACAGAAGAUCCAAGCUCUGCAGGCCGGAAAAUCGAAUUCCUAGCUCAGGCUUGUCCCAAGCUGAUUAUGCUUGUUCCAAGAUAAAGGAGGCGGUAUUAGGUGGACAGUCAAUGUAAAAUUUGACCACAACUUUUUAUGAAGCUUGCUCCAAAUAGUUGGGAUAAGGUUCGGAUGAUAAUAAUUUUCCUUGUCACAAUUUCAUGUUAUGUAAUUGGUCCUUGUCACAACGUCAUAUUAUGUAACUGCACAGAUUAUAGUUUCAGAUUAUAGUUUCAGCCAAUCUGUAAUCUGAGCUUUCUCCUAGUGAUGAGGUAAUUGACCUCUACAUGAGAGAGGUCUUAGCAUUCAGACUUAAUAGGUUUGUGCCUCAAAUCACACACAGCUGAUUGCUCACUUUAUAUAUAGUUCUGCUGGUUGCUAAGCGAUAUGGCAAAAGACAAGUUGAACUUGUUUGGCCUCUUGUACUCAAAAUUUAAAAAAGAGGAAAAAUUCAACCCAGUUGUCAUCAUCUUCUGUUGUUUGUUUCUUUAAUCUUCCCC